Molecule: messenger RNA, 2051 nt
Organism: Sphaerodactylus townsendi
Lineage: Eukaryota; Metazoa; Chordata; Lepidosauria; Squamata; Sphaerodactylidae
Gene: TARBP2
Product: TARBP2 subunit of RISC loading complex
Exons: 9
Coding region: 427-1449 (340 amino acids)
Biological process (GO): regulation of siRNA processing; regulation of viral transcription; regulation of miRNA processing
Cellular component (GO): RISC-loading complex
Molecular function (GO): double-stranded RNA binding; pre-miRNA binding; siRNA binding
Source: RefSeq, a predicted model, not a curated record
UUUGCGGGGACUCCAGGUUCCGAGAUGCGCCUCGCAGCGCUUUGGAGGCGGCUGGGUGCCGUCGCUUCCUCUCUCCCGGCCAUUGUAAGCGGGACUGGAGGGCGGCAGGCGUUGUGGCGGCGGCGGCGGGGCAGGAGGAGGGAAUGAGCGAGGAGGAGGCGGAGGAGCCUUGCGGGAGCGCGAGGAACUGCGGCGGCUUCCCCAGGUGAACCACACUGCCUUGUCGGAGGCGUUGCUAAGAUACGAGGGGCCAGCCCCGCCCUCGGACUGCGUUGCUAGGUUGCCUCGCUUCGAAGAGCACCUCCGGAGUACGUUGCUAGGAGACCAGGAAGGCCCGGGUGGGCCAGACUCCGGGAGGGAUGCGAUGCCAGAGUAAGGCACGCUUGGGGAGCAAUCCUAAGCAGGUCUACUCGGAAUAUAGAGCAAAUGCUGACGUCCAACCCCGGCAAGACCCCUAUCAGCCUUCUGCAGGAGUAUGGGACGCGCAUAGGCAAAACGCCCGUCUACGACCUGCUCAAAGCCGAGGGACAAGCGCACCAGCCCAACUUCACCUUCCGAGUUACUGUCGGUGACAUCAGCUGCACUGGCCAAGGCCCUAGCAAAAAAGCAGCCAAACACAAGGCAGCAGAGGUGGCACUCAGGCUCCUGAAGGGAGGAAACAUGUUGGAGCCAGCAACCCCAGAGGAAGCCAGCUCUCCUUUCUCUCUAGAGCCCCUGGCUCAGACCGCCACCCCAGCCGCCACCACAUCUGUGCCUGUCUUGUCCGCCGUGUCUCCCAGAAGCACCCCGUUGGAGGUGAAGUCCCCAGUAUCACCGCAGCAGUCUGAAUGUAAUCCAGUUGGAGCUCUGCAGGAGCUGGUGGUGCAGAAAGGCUGGCGCCUCCCUGAAUAUACGGUCACCCAGGAAUCGGGACCAGCCCACCGCAAGGAGUUUACCAUGACCUGCCGCGUCGAGCGGUUCAUUGAAAUAGGCAGCGGCACUUCCAAAAAACUGGCCAAGCGCAAUGCCGCAGCGAAGAUGCUGGUGCGGAUUCAUAACGUGCCCUUGGACCCCCGAGAAGGCGGCGAGGCUGAAGUGGAAGAGGACCAGUUCUCCAUCACCACAGGAAACAAGCUGGAUGGGGUGAAGGGUCGGGGCUCUGGCUGCACCUGGGACUCUCUGCGCAACUCAGCCGGGGAGAAGAUCCUGCACCUGAAAAGCCACCCACUGGGGGUGCUGAAUGCUGGAUUCUGCAGCCUCUUGCAAGAGCUUUCUGAAGAGCAGAGCUUUGAUAUCUGCUACCUCGAUAUUGACGAGAGGAGCUUGAGCGGUUUGUACCAGUGCCUGGUGGAGCUCUCCACACAGCCAACCACAGUGUGCCACGGCUCAGCUACCUCCCGCCAUGCCGCCCAGGCCGACGCCGCCCGCAACGCUCUGCAGUACCUCAAGAUCAUGGCGGGGGGGAAGUGACGUCACCAAACGCCACACGUGACUCUGGGCUCCCCCAGCCUCCCGAACAGCUGGGCUCUGUUCACCUGCCCAUUAGGCAGGCUGCUUCGUUUUCUUCUGACUUGGAAGGGGUGGGGUGGGCAGACCCACAGGGAUCGGGCUGCACCCAACCACUCCCCUGUAUUCUGUGGGGUGGAGAAGGGCAAUGGCUUCCAGAUGGAAUCAAGACUUGGGGUUUGCGGUACCCGCAAGCUCCAAAGGAGGUUGGUGGAGACUUGCUAGCCCUGAGCACUAAAGGGCUGGGAGUGGGCUGCCGUGGCCCCAUUAGAGGUUGCCCUUCUUUUUGUAGAAGGAGGAUGAAAGCUGGAUUGCAAAAACUGGAGCUUUGUAAGGAGGUGGGGGUUAUCUUUUUAGCUGUCGGACUUGAAAAGUGAUUGGUAUCGGUCGCAUUUUUUGCGGAACUGUGUACCUCUUGACUGUGUACCUCAUUCCAGGAGGGCUAAGGCCCAGCAGAAUCAAAUAUUUUCCCCUAGACGAGGCCACUUUGGGCCACUUGAGAGGAAUUGUGUGUUCGAAUGCUGCCCCCUCUUAAAAGGAAAAAAUAAAUAAGAGGCAUGACAAGG